Molecule: messenger RNA, 1787 nt
Organism: Sinocyclocheilus anshuiensis
Lineage: Eukaryota; Metazoa; Chordata; Actinopteri; Cypriniformes; Cyprinidae
Product: carboxyl-terminal PDZ ligand of neuronal nitric oxide synthase protein-like
Exons: 11
Coding region: 376-1668 (430 amino acids)
Molecular function (GO): nitric-oxide synthase binding
Source: RefSeq, a predicted model, not a curated record
AUGGCGAAUGCUUGUCUGAUGAAUAUUAGGAGCCUUCUCCAUAGUAAGACCCAUACAUUUACGUUAAGGGAGAGUCUGCGCCAAUGGGGACAGGUGGGCUAUUUAUCAUCAUGCUGGAAAUCCAGACUUUGCGUGCUAACAGUCAGCGUACGUCUUCUGAACCGUCUGCUCGGCUAUGAAACAAACACUGAGGUCAUAUUUACUCUAAAUUAUGCUGGAUCCCUCUGCGGAGGAGCAUCAUUGCCUGCUUUUGGACAUUUACAGGACCGCCGUCAUCUUUCUGCGAGAAACCCCUCAGAAAUCACUGCAGCCAGGAGGCUUCAGAAUGUUUUGAGUAAAUAAAGGUAUCGAACGAUAUUUCCAUACCAUAAAACGAUGCUGGAGAAGAGUAAAUAUAAUUUGGUUGACGACUCAGUGGAUCAGAGGAUUCCUGCUGAUAAUGAUGGGCAGUUCCAGCAUGGGCUCACAUUCGACGUGAAGUUCAUUGGGAGCCUGGAUAUCGUGCGACCCAAAAGCAGAAUUGAAAUAUUGGCUGCUAUGAGACGAAUACGGUAUGAGUUUAAAAUUAAGAACAUCAAGAAGAAGAAAGUCAACCUUAUUGUGUCAGUGGAUGGUGUCAAGGUGGUUUUGCGGAAGAAGAAAAAGAAAUAUGACUAUAGCUGGGAUGAAAGCCAAGUGACACUGGCCCAGGACCCCAUUUUCAGAAUAUUUUACGUCUCUCAUGACUCACAGGACCUGAAGAUAUUCAGUUACAUAGCAAGAGACAAGAAAAGCAAUGUGUUCCGCUGCAAUGUCUUCAAAUCGAAGAGAAAGAGCCAAGCCAUGAGGAUAGUGCGGACCGUGGGUCAGGCGUUUGAGGUGUGCCAUAAACAGAGUCUAGACAAUGCUGACGCAUGGCUUGUAAAAGGUGAGGAGGAGAGAAGCAAAGACGAGACUUCAGUUGCUGGCGGCACCGCUGAGAGAUCAAGCAACACUGGGCUAGAGAAAGAUGAAAAGGUGUGUGAAGAGCCGGUGCUGGUGAUGGAGUCAUCCAGGCUGGCGUCUCCUCUCUCCAGUCCUCUGUCCGUGAGCCAUCAGGUGCAGCUCCUGCAGAGACAGUUACAGCAGCAGGAGCAGAGGAGUCAAGCCGCCUCCGCACAGGUUAUAUAUAUAUAUAUAUAUAUAUAUACACAUACAUGCGCCAGGACCGAAGCUCAGGCUAGAGUCCAGCAGCUCCUGCAGCAGAACACUGAACUCCUGCAGCAUCUCUCACUGCUGGUCAAACACAUCCAAGAGCUGGAGCUCCGCACUCAACCACACAAAAACUCCCCCUUGGGAUCUCAAGACAGCCUUCUAGAAAUUGCUCUGCGUGCCAACAUGCCAGCUGUAUCACGUGACCCCAACACGAAUCCUCCCUCAAGCGCUCGAGAGGGCUUCCCUCUCUCAAACAGCCUGGCUCGGCUCGACGGCUUCUGUUUCUUCUCAGAAUCUUCAGAGCGGGAGAAGAAGCCGGAGCAGGACCGUGACUCAGGACAGGGUCAGGAUGAAGAUCAGUCGGGUGGUUGCUCUCCUCCAGAGAACCAGUUUCUCUGCACACUGGACACACCAGGAUUCAGAGAGUCCGGUAUCGCAUCCGGAUAUGAGUCCAACACUGAUGAGAGUGAUGACCGGGACAGCUGGGGCCACUAACUGUGUGCACCAUGUGUGAGUCUGUUCCUGCUGAAAAAAACAGCUCAGACCAGCAGCAGCAGCUAAGCACUUCAGCUUUUGCAUUGCAGCUUCAGCUUUCAGAAUAAAUAUAUAAAUAA